Aspergillus puulaauensis is the source of this 2967-nucleotide messenger RNA. RefSeq names its product armadillo repeat protein. Gene Ontology annotation, biological process: proteasome-mediated ubiquitin-dependent protein catabolic process. Lineage: Eukaryota; Fungi; Ascomycota; Eurotiomycetes; Eurotiales; Aspergillaceae. The record is from RefSeq and is a predicted model, not a curated record. The transcript has 3 exons. Gene Ontology annotation, cellular component: GID complex. Gene Ontology annotation, molecular function: protein binding. Bases 1 to 2967 code for a protein of 988 amino acids.
AUGACUCGCGCUGAGACGCCGCCCAUCCUCCUCCAGCUACAAAAUGCGGAUACCUUGUCCUCCCAAACUGUCGCUUUAAGGGACCUGAAGAAUGAAACAAUUGGCCAUGACCAACGCAAGGAAACUUGGGUGCAGUUGGGGCUUAUCCCCGUAUUGGCCAACGUUCUUGCGUCCAAAAGUGCUGGGCUCCAGAGCGAUUCCAAACACCGAAAGCUACCAGGCUCUAGGGAAGAGGGGGACGAUGCCUGCCUACAGGCAAUCAUCCUUCUUGGUAGUUUAGCGCAAGGGGGUGUGCCGUUCCUAUCCCCAAUCCUUUCAAGCAACAUACUUCCGAUCCUCCUCUCCAUUUUAUCAUCUCCCGAUUGUCCUCAAUCCUUCGUUAUUCCCAUCCUCCGGAUUUUGAAUAGUGUGGCUGACCGGCUACCAUUGCAAACUCAGCAACAAUGGCCGAAGGAUACGCGGUUGGCGGACCUUCUAUUCUCAACAGAGCACAUUGGCUGCUUGGCACGUAUCAUUGGACAGGACUAUAGUACACAUGGCCGCCUGGCAUCUAUUGAGCUUGCUGCGGGCCUCAUUGGGAAGCUCUGCACAGAGGAAGUUCACAAGGCAGUUCUGGCGGACUGCGGGGUAUUGGAUGCCCUGGCAGUUAAGGUCGCGUCUUUCAUAGUUGCACAGGGUUUCGUAUUCCCAGGUGCCGAGAAUCACCUAGAGGACCCGGGUGCACUGCGUUCGUUGCCGCCACCUGCGCCUCGUGGGGCUAAACUCGCGCCCAUUCUACGUGCAGUGACGGUCAUCAUUGAGCAAUCUAAAUGGCGGGCGGAGCACUUCCUUUCGUCUCCUGGGAUAGUGACCGUUUUCCCGCGACAAAUACCUGAAUUCGCUCCUUCCGAUAUCAAGAAAGGGCCCUGGGGAUCCACGUAUCUUUCGGGAACAGCGGUACCGCGGCAUCUUGGGGGCACGCCUUUAGAGUACCUCCUUCCAUCGGUUCCCCUAACGCAGCUCAAAUCCUCAGCCAGCACCUCAAGCUUCCCACCACUAGGUCAAUAUGGGCAUCAGCGUCGACAAAGCCAUUCCUUUCCUACUCCGCUCACCAGCUUUGACUCGCCAUCAGCCGAAGAUGACGAAAACCCCGUUGUCCCGUGGCUGUUAUAUCUUGUCCGUGCGGAAAAUGGCAUGACUCGUCUAAUGGCAGCUCGCCUCGUGACUGUGCUUUGCCGGCUGGGACUCACGAAAAAACACAGGGUUUCGAUGCUCUGUUAUCUGCUGAUACCAAUUUUGCUUCGCAUGCUUGAUAAGGACUACGAUGCAUCUGAAGAUGGGGUCCAGUAUGGUGGACUUAUUCCAUCAACAAAACGCAUUAAAGAAGAAGCUCCGGGUGUACUUGCUGCCUUGGUCGUCGAUGAUCAAGAAUUGCAGAAACAUGCGGUUGAAGGAGAUGCAAUCAAACGGCUAUCUCAACUUCUCAAGGAAACAUACAACCCGGUUCAUGAGCCGUCACGAUCCAUGUGGCACGCAGAAGAGCAGCCAACCACGGAAAGCCUUAACGCAAACCCGCCGGAGUGUCGACUUGGCCCCGCUGGUUACUCACCCCUCAAUUUUCACAUAAUGAGAUAUCGAGAGAAUAUUCUCAAAGCAUUAGCUGCAUUAGUGCCCUUCAAGGACGAGUAUCGCAAGGCGGUCUGUGAUAAUGGAGUUGUCCCAUAUAUCAUCGAUUCUCUCAAGCCAUUUCCAAACACUCUACCAGCCGAACCUAGCCACGGAAACAGUACAAGUGAUGGGAACCCAACGCCGACUCUGCUGGCAGCCUGCGGCGCUGCGCGAAUGCUCACACGUUCAGUGAGCGUUUUAAGGACGAGUCUCAUUGACGCUGGCGUCUCGACUCCUUUGUUUGUUUUGAUUCGCCAUCCGGAUAUUGAAGUACAGAUUGCGGCAACAUCUGUUAUUUGCAACCUUGCUCUUGAUUUCAGUCCGAUGAAAGAGGCAAUCAUAUCUGCCGAAAUCCUUCCCAUCUUGUGCGAGCAUGCACAUUCCUCAAACACUAAACUCCGGAUUGAAUCCCUAUGGGCGCUGAAACAUGUCGCUUACAAUUCGAAGAGUGACGUCAAAAUUAAGAUUAUUGAUGGUCUAGGACCGGACUGGAUCAAGCAGGUCAUUUCCCAGGACCCGACGAGUGUCCUAGCUAAACGAGGACCUGACGAGGAGACAGACAGCAGCACUCCCGGUGGAAUGAGCCGAGCCAACUCGGCUGGGGAGCGGGUCGACCUUCUGAAUCCAAUGGACAAUCUUCAGGAGGGCGAUGAGGAAAUGGCUGAUACUCUGCCUACAUCAAAAUUCAGUCUGGAUAUGUUCCUUCCAGACACAACCAGACGGCGCAAGCUUGCACUUCACGGCGAUCUCGACCAGACAACUCAAACCCGCCGGGAUGAUAUUGCGGCGCAAGAACAGACCCUUGACCUUUUACGCAAUGUCGUCUGUGGACCUGAUGCACCGGAGAUGAUCGACCAUCUCUUGAAGGCGAUCGGUCAGGACUUUUUGCUAGAUGCCUUGGCAGACAAACUGCGCCCUCGUUCCAUCCAACUGCCACAUCGGCGAGACUCGCCAAAUAACCGCACUCUCCAGGUCCCAACCGAGAUUCUGGUCGCGGUGACGUUCUUUAUUAUCCAUCUCGCCGCAGGUCUCCCGUGGCAUCGUCAGCUCAUAGUUUCACACCGGGACCUUCUCCGUUAUUUGAUGGGCUAUUUCAACCACAGUCACCGAGAUGUGCGGACGAACUGUGUGUGGGUAGUAAUAAACCUCACAUAUGAGGACGAUGCCAGCGAUCGAGAGGGUUGCCGGAAACGCGCUCUCGAACUGCGCUCGAUUGGGGUGCUCGAUCGACUGGCUAGUCUCGAGCAUGACUCGGAUCUCGACGUUCGAGAGCGAACCAAAACAGCACUACAUCUGGUAAACUCGUUGACUCAUUCUUAG